AUGACUGCUACAAAAAUUUUAAAAAAUCAAAAAGGCGAAGGAGGCCCAAAAGUUUUAUUAAAUUCUGGCCACCUAAUUCCAUUAAUUGGAUUAGGUACUUAUAAAAUUGUUGACCAAACACUAAUGGAUUCUUCUGUGGAUGCUGCCCUCAAAUGUGGCUAUAGAUUCUUUGAUACUGCAAAAUUGUAUAAAAAUGAGAAGCAGCUGGGCAAUAGCCUUGAAAAAUUACUUCCAAAAUAUGGAUUAAAUCGUGAAGAUGUAUUUCUUCUAACCAAAUUCUCUCCCUUUCCUGCUGAAAAAGCUAGUGAAGAAGUGCCAAAAUUAAUUGAGGAAUCAUUGGAAAAUUUAAAAACAAAUUAUAUUGAUUUGGUAUUAAUUCAUUGUCCAAAACCCGAUGAAAAUAAAAAUGAAGACAAAGAAGGGAAUAGUGCUAGUCGAAAAAUAAAUUGGCAGGCACUUGAAAACCUUUCGGAAGAAAAAGUCCAUUCAAUUGGGGUGUCUAAUUAUGAAGUUUGCCACUUGGAAGAAAUGAAUAAAUAUUUAAAUAAAAAACCGGCAGUUAAUCAAAUCGAAUUUCAUCCUCAUUUUCGAAGAAACGAAAUUAGAGAAUUUUGUAAAAAUGAGGGAAUUCAUUUACAAGUUUUUUUUGAGGAUAAUUACAAAGAAAAAAUUUUUAAGGCAUUUUCUCCAAUGGCCAGACAACAACCAGAAUUAUUAAAUGAUCCUGUGGUGAAGAGAAUAACGGAGAAACACAAAACAACUCCUCAAGUUAAAAUAAAAUAUUUUUUGAAAAUUAUAAUUUUUACAGAAAGUGCUGUUAUCUUUUGCUAUUUCACAAGGUCUGAGAAAAUUUUUCUACCUCAUUAA
Molecule: messenger RNA, 867 nt
Organism: Meloidogyne enterolobii
Lineage: Eukaryota; Metazoa; Nematoda; Chromadorea; Rhabditida; Meloidogynidae
Source: the annotation of a GenBank genome assembly